AUGUUCAAACAAACGACUUCAAGUCUCUGCUGGUUUUCACGCGCUAUUCCGGGGCGUGUCUUGAGCACUAGGACCACACUCUGUAGGAGUAUCUCUACAGCGCGGACUGCGAAGCCUGUCAUUGGAAAGGGUCCUAGUGCUCUUAUUGCUACGGCAAUUGUCGGCGGCUUUGUGAUCUACCAGCUGGCGACCGAGCCGGUGAUUAGGGCAGAGGAAAUAGCUGUUGUUUCGCCAGCUGCAGUCGACCUGAAAUCAAAGCUGAGCGCCCAGCAUGUCCAGGUGAAAAAUAGUUGGGAGCACCCAGGGGUGUAUGCUUGGGGAAACAAUGUUGGACGAGUAGUAGCUCCAGACUCGAAUGAAGAUCUCAUCAAGUCUCCUCGCCGUAUUUCCGCAUUCGACAAUGUCCUCCUCCGUGACCUUAAGCUCGACCGCAACAUCGGGGUCGCCGUAAAUGAAAAGGGAGACAUCCUUCAAUGGGGAACUGGAUAUGCGCUAGAUAUCAAAGAGCCAGAGAAAACACUUACGGGAAAGGACAUUACCACUGUUGAGAUCUCCGGAGAUAGAGUUUUUGCGCUUUCCAAAGAUGGAAAAAUCUACAGUUUACCCAUGUCAAAGAAAGAUCAAACUGAAUCUACGAAACUCUCCGAGUCGUCAUGGAUCCCUGGAGUAUCUUCUGAAUCUAAGAUCUCAUACCGGCUGCUCAAGCCCGAGCUAGGCUAUUUCGAAAGUAUCUCUAAAAUCGCUUCAGGGCGAGACCACAUUCUCAUUCUCACCUCUUCCGGCCGUGUAUUCUCUGCUGCCGCAUCCUAUCAUUACCCCUCAAAAGGUGAACUUGGAAUCCCCGGUCUCACUUUUGUUACUCGACCCAAGGAUAAGCCCUACGAUACCUGCCAUGAGAUCACACACCUCUCGGACUACAAAAUUACCCAGAUCGCCGCUGGAGACCACCACUCACUAGUCCUCGAUGACGCCGGGCGGGUAUUUUCAUUUGGCGACAACACCAGCGGCCAACUUGGGUUCCCGUAUAACUCUGAGACGAAUCACAUCGAAGUACCAACACUGCUCACGUUUCAGGGAAUGUACGAUACCAAGCAGAUUGUGCCAAAAGUAAAGAAGAUCGAAGCAGGAGGUGCGAACAGCUAUUUCUGCGUUGAUGCAGAGAACAUUGCGAAUGGGAAAGUGAGUGCGGACUUGUUUAGUUGUGGAACCGGUAUCUUUGGAAAUCUGGGCAAUGGGAGGUGGACCCACGUUCAAGGGACACCAACAAAAGUGAAGGCGCUGAGUGGAUUGUUUGAAUACGACGACAAGGCCAAUAGCAUAGUUCCUAUCCGUCUGUCUUCCCUCUCUGUGGGUGCAACUCACAUCUCGGCAACUAUGCAAAAUCUCACCAAUGUCGAAGCCUCAACCUCUACUACAUCUCCCGCCCAUGACGUCAACUUUGGUUUUGACGUUCUCUGGUGGGGCAACAACGAGUUCUACCAACUAGGCACUGGGAAACGGAACAACACCAGCGUUCCUGUCUAUAUCCCCCCUCUCGAGCCCAUGGUUGCCGAGAUGAUGAUUGACGAAUCAUCCAUGACUGGUAGUAGCAGCACGGGUGAUCUGACCCGCAAGAGUGGUAUUAUUGGUGGGAAGGGAGAUGAGGUUGGAAGUGCAAGGUUUACAAGGAAGGAUCAAGUUCACAGGUUCCAAGCGACACCGAAAAAGAAGGUCAACAUAAAUGGGAAAAAUGUCGAGGUGGAGCAAAGAGUGGCCUGUGGAAGAGGCAACUCGGCGGUUUAUUCGGCAGUUUAG
This is a messenger RNA of Morchella importuna, 1794 nucleotides long. RefSeq lists its product as uncharacterized. NCBI's taxonomy places the organism in Eukaryota, Fungi, Ascomycota, Pezizomycetes, Pezizales, Morchellaceae. Gene Ontology annotation, cellular component: mitochondrial inner membrane. The transcript has 6 exons. The record is from RefSeq and is a predicted model, not a curated record. Bases 1 to 1794 code for a protein of 597 amino acids. Gene Ontology annotation, biological process: mitochondrial respiratory chain complex III assembly.